This is a messenger RNA of Ziziphus jujuba (common jujube), 1476 nucleotides long. Its product is annotated as expansin-A1. Gene Ontology annotation, biological process: plant-type cell wall organization. Gene Ontology annotation, cellular component: extracellular region. The coding region runs from base 197 to 952 and encodes 251 amino acids. The transcript has 3 exons. Lineage: Eukaryota; Viridiplantae; Streptophyta; Magnoliopsida; Rosales; Rhamnaceae. The record is from RefSeq and is a predicted model, not a curated record.
GCUAGCACUUGGCCGUUUAAGGUCCCCACACCUCAAACCCCUUUUAUCAGCUUCUUUAUUGUAGAAUUACCAAUUUCUCUUCCAACCCAUCUAUUUAUUCCCCUCACCUGCCCCCUCCAAUCUUUCCUCACACACAUAUUCCAACUUCUCUCUGUGUCUCUGCGUUUGAAAAAGUAACAACUAAAAAAAAAAAAAAAUGUCACUUGUUGCGGUUUUCAUGGUGGGGAUUCUCUCUGCUUGUACCUUCUUAUUUGGUUUUGGGUAUGGUGAUCAGGGUUGGAUUGAUGCUCAUGCCACUUUCUAUGGAGGUGGUGAUGCCUCUGGUACAAUGGGUGGAGCCUGUGGUUAUGGAAACUUAUACAGCCAAGGGUAUGGAACAAACACAGCAGCCUUGAGCACUGCCUUGUUCAACAAUGGAUUAAGCUGUGGAGCCUGUUUCGAAAUUAGGUGUGCAGAUGACCCAAAAUGGUGCCGACCAGGCUCAAUUGUGGUCACAGCCACCAAUUUCUGUCCGCCAAACAAUGCACUCCCAAACAAUGCUGGCGGUUGGUGCAACCCUCCACAACACCAUUUUGAUCUCUCUCAACCUGUCUUCCAACAAAUUGCUCAAUACAGAGCCGGUAUUGUCCCCGUCUCUUACCGCAGGGUCCCCUGCCGAAAGAAGGGAGGCAUCAGAUUCACAUUCAACGGCCAUUCUUAUUUCAAUCUGGUUUUGAUCACCAACGUAGGAGGUGCUGGUGAUGUCCAAUCUGUUUCAAUCAAAGGGUCAAAAACUAAUUGGCAACCUAUGUCCAGGAAUUGGGGUCAAAAUUGGCAAAGCAAUGCUUACCUUAAUGGACAAAGCCUCUCUUUUAAGGUUACCACUAGUGAUGGUCGCACUGUGGUCUCUAACAAUGUUGCUCCUCCUGGCUGGUCCUUUGGCCAAACCUAUAGUGGCCUACAAUUCCCAUAAUAAUAAUAAUAAUAAUAAUAAAAUUAUCACCUUAUAUGAUAGGAUUAAGGAGAAGGAGACUAGAGCAAUAAAGAAAUGACAGAGCCAUUAAUAUGAGAAUUUGGCUUUGUUAUUUUUAGUGUGAUAUAUAGGAGUCGUCAAAACAUAAUGUUAUUAGAAAUGGGGUUCUAUAAAAAAAAAAAUUAGAAAUGGGGUUUAGGGGUAGAGGAAAUGAGAAGGGCUAGUUAUUUGAAAAUGGCCCUAAAUCAUCAUUUAAAUUAGGGGUUUUCUGGGAUAUGCUUUAUUUUGUUUAAGGCAGAGACAGAAAUUGGGCAGCGGUGGGGGAUACAUGAACCACCCGCCAACCCUUAUUUGAUUACUUAUAUGAAUAGGUUUGGGUAAAUUUUUUGGUUUUAUUUUUCUAUUGUUAUUAUUCCUCAUGAUUUACUUUAUGAGGAAAAAGCUUCUUUAUUAUGUAUAAGAGCAAGCUAAGUGUAAUAUUAUCGGUUUGGUUAAUAAAUUUUGUUCUAGCGUUGUUGAACAAA